AUGGGUCACUAUGACGUGGAAUUGGACGGGUGGUUGAUAAAUGAUCAGAAUCCGGGGGCUUCCGGUUCGCUGGAUGCGUUCGAUCAGGACUGGGAACUGUUUCUGACGGACCACACGGAAGCAGAAACAAAUUCGACCGUGGACCAGCGCUGCGAAAGACCGGAACCGGUUCUGGCCGAACAACCGACGGAGUCACCCCGUCAACCUGGUGUCAGGCAGCCUUGUGUCGGAGAGGAUGCAGUCUAUCGGCCGGAUGUCCUGCAGGGGCUGACCGCACGCGUUUUGAGUGACUGUCUAGCAGAAGAGGAAGCUCCUCUGCAAUCGUUUUCUGAAACCGAGGCAAACGAGUUACUAAAAUACGUGAUCCACUGCUUCCGAGGGGGACGGAGGAAGCAGAAUGUGAACAUUUCGUUCGAGACCUGUGCUUGGCGGGCACUGAAUCUGGCGCUCUUUUUGCGAGAGAGACUCUCCAAGCAAUCGUUAAUUGACACCAGCACUCAGUCAGUCGGCCCCUCACAGGUGGCGAGAAGCGAGUUUGGCGCGUUGAUCGAUGGGGCCGAGCAAAUUGUAAAAAGGCCCCUUGGCGUCGGCGACGUCUGGUUCCUAGCGUGCACGAUGCGCGCGUUGAAAAUGGCGGACUCCCGCAACUUGAAGACGUUGCCUGCCUGGAGGUCUACUGCGUUACUGUACAGAGACACCAUUCCGGAUGACCUGCCACGACUGCCGCAAGGCAAGGAGGCAAUUAGGUUGGUAGCAACCGCUUCCAAACUCCAGUUCUGGUUGCACCAAGCGGCUGCGGCGUUCCGCUCUGGGGAGCCGGCCGCAGUAAACCCGUUUCAGCGCCAGGCUACUGUCUCGUCGUCACGCACCGCAGUGGGUCGGAACAGAUUUGAUGAAGAGAUCAAGACUUGGAUGGCUCGCAUUCCGGGUCCCCCAAAAAUCAAGACGAUCUCCCAGUACGCGAUGUGGUUACUCAGCUGGGCAAAUACCGAGUCGCGCUCGGUGAUGAACUCCGCCAGGAAGGUGGAAGCCGCAAGCAAAGCGGCGGGCCGCCGGCCGAGCUCGUCUUGCUGGGACCAUCACGCAGACUCCGCCUUGAGGGCGUUCGUGGCGACUGUGGCACAGAGUUACGUGGACGAGGAGCAGAGAACGGCAAGCCGUUACGGGAAAGAGUGGAUGGACCGGGAAGGGAUCUUGUCCGCGGAAGGGAAAUGCGAAGUAGCCGAAUUUGCGGCCGAUUGGAUGAGGAGACUGAAGGUAGACAAAGUGCAAGCAUGCCACUCCGUAAAAAAGAACGGCUUCCGCCACUGUGGUUGGCGGUGGUUGCAUCUGGCUGGCGUCAUUAAAGACCAGUUGGGCCCCUCUGAAGUUGACGGCUUAGUAGCCGUGGUAGAGCGAGGGGUCCCGCGCCCAGAACAAGUCUCACCGCUCUGGUUUCUCGCGAGUGUGAUCCGCAUGCCCGGCGCCAGUCUGGCCCUGGACAAACAGAUCAAGAAGCGCCUUGGCACCGGCGACAACGGGUGGACCUCCUCCGUCGCCCUGCACCGCGAUGUGUUCCCUGGCGACUUCGGUCCACUGCCCGAAUCGCAAGCUUCCCGACAACAGCUGGCGGCCCUUUGCUGGGUCGCACACUGGCUCAAAAAGGGAGCUCAGCACUUCGGACAAUCCCGUCGCGGACGUAAGGUCCCCGCACACAAGCUCUGGCAGUCUUCGGUCUUCGGCUGCGUCACCCGCCUUGCCCGUCGAGUACUCGGGGACGGCACGUUCGCCAAACUCAUUGCGCUGUUUAGAGCGCGCCUCCCUCCAGCUGCCCAUCUCUCCGACACCGUCUUAAUGGACUGCCUACUUAGGUACGCCGAACUCAGAAAAGAACGAGUCGACGAGUUCUGCAAACAGUUCCAGCUUCCGCCCACUCAACCGCCCCAGAAGCGGCACCUUCCCACAACGCCCGACCUGGGGCCUACAAACAAAAUGGCUAUGAACUGCCCCUGA
Gregarina niphandrodes is the source of this 1992-nucleotide messenger RNA. RefSeq lists its product as hypothetical. Bases 1 to 1992 code for a protein of 663 amino acids. The transcript has a single exon. The record is from RefSeq and is a predicted model, not a curated record. NCBI's taxonomy places the organism in Eukaryota, Apicomplexa, Conoidasida, Eugregarinorida, Gregarinidae.